AAAAAAAUUAAAAACACAUUGAUUAUACUUUAAGGAGUUAAUAUAAGUCUUAUCAAGAUGAGGACUUCAGUUCUUCUAGUGAUGGUCCUAGUUAUAAAUUCGACCUCCGCUCACAAGAUUCUUUGCAUAACUCCAGCGCCAACUCGCAGCCAUGCCACACUUGGUAGAGGCAUUGUUAAUACUUUACUAGAAGCUGGACAUCAGGUAACAUGGGUGACGGCGUUCCCAGAUAAAUCUAUUAAUAAAAAUUUAAGGCAGAUUGAUUUGCCUAAAUCUAGGGAAAUAAUAAAAGACAUUGACGCCACGAAUCAAGGACGUAUGAGUAUGUCUAUGUUGCGAGAGUUCGCAAGAAACAUAUCCAUUGCUGCGUUGGAGACGCCCGAACUAAGGAAUGUUCUGAUCAACGAAAAAUUUGACGCUGUUGUCACUGAAUGGUUUUUCUCUGACUUGGAAGCAGGAUAUGCGGCUGUCCAGCAAAUACCUUGGAUCUUGUUGAGUGGCGUAGUAAUGCAUCCUUACAUGGAAUAUUUAGUGGACUCGGUCCGCACGCUGCCUGUCACUCCCUUCAUGAUGAACGAUUUUCCCGUGCCCAUGAACCUCUGGGACCGACUCUCCAAUACCUUCAGCUUUGGGAUGUUCAUGUUUGGCAUUUGGCAAGACAGUACAGCCGUAGAAGCGCACUAUGAUAAGCAAUUCUCGUCAAUCGCGAAGGCACGCGGUGUGUCCCUACCACCGUUGUCAAUCUCACGUCACAACAUCUCGAUCAUGUUGGUCAACUCACACACGUCCUUUGCUCCCGCGCAGCCUCUGCCGCCCAAUGUGAUUGAGAUCGCCGGAUAUCACAUAGAGGAGACAACGCCGCCAUUGCCAAAGGAUUUACAAGAUCUUCUAGAUUCUUCUCGCAAUGGUGUGGUCUACUUCAGUAUGGGAUCUGUUCUUAAGUCCGCUGCACUCCCAGAAAGUACUAAACGGGAGCUGUUAAGAGUCCUGGGAUCACUUCCUUAUACGGUGCUUUGGAAAUUCGAAGAGCAAUUAGAAGGGCUUCCUAAGAAUGUCCACAUCAGAUCUUGGAUGCCACAAGCUAGUAUUUUAGCGCAUCCAAAUGUAAAAGUGUUCAUAACACACGGAGGUCUUCUGAGCACAUUAGAAGCAUUGAGGUACGGUGUACCGCUACUUGCCAUACCGGUAUUCGGAGACCAGCCCGGGAACGCAAUCCGAGCGAUGCGGUCAGGAUACGCGCGCAAGGUCACCUUCUCACCAGACAUGGCACCAGAAUUGGAGAGGGAGUUGAAACAUAUGCUAGCUGAUGAUACGUAUUACAAAAAAGCUAAGGAGCUGUCAAAGUUGUUCAACAAUCGGCCUGUCACACAGAGAAAGCUCAUCCAACACUACAUAGAGCUUGCUAUAGAUACUAAAGGAGCAUAUCAUCUUCGUUCAAAGAGUCAAUUGUACAAAUGGUACGAACUCUGGAUGUUAGACCAACUAGCGGUAGUCGUAACCGCUUUACUCUUUAUAUAUUUACUUCUAAAGAAGAUUGUUAGCGUAUUCACCAAGAAGAAUGUUAAAGAAGUAAAGAAGAGCAAGAAGAAUAAAUAAUUUUAAAAGUUUUGUGACAUUUGUAUUCAUCAUCAUCUCCUUGUCUCACCUACCUAGGGUCGGUGCACCAGGUUUCCCUCCUCCAAAUGAAUCUGUCUGCCUUCAUCUCCAUUCCUUGAUCAUGUCAUCUUUCACGCAAUCCAUCCAUCUCUUC
This is a messenger RNA of Papilio machaon (common yellow swallowtail), 1750 nucleotides long. Its product is annotated as UDP-glucosyltransferase 2. Bases 58 to 1596 code for a protein of 512 amino acids. Gene Ontology annotation, molecular function: UDP-glycosyltransferase activity. NCBI's taxonomy places the organism in Eukaryota, Metazoa, Arthropoda, Insecta, Lepidoptera, Papilionidae. The transcript is spliced from 10 exons. The record is from RefSeq and is a predicted model, not a curated record.